CUAGUUGCGAUAAUUGUACUAGUUAGGAAGGACUUACUGGGAACGAAGUCUCUGCUUCUGUGUUGAACCCUGCCGAGAUCUCCCGCGUCGAGCAAAGAAGUCCCGCAAGAGACUUGAAACGCGCGACGCAGUAUUGCACUACUGCUUAGGUCUGGUGUUUAGGGGCUAAGCCCCCCCGCGGGCUCGGCGAAGUCGAAAUGGGACAGAACCAGAGUGCACAAGGCCCGGGAGCGCCCGGCGAGGGCAAGAAGGACCAGGAAAAGAAGAAGAAGUACGAGCCCCCGGCUCCCCCUCCUCGUGUGGGAAAGAAGCAAAAGAAGCGCGAUACGGCAGCCAGCCUGGGGGCAAAGCUGCCGACCGUGUACCCCACAGCCAAAUGCAAGCUGCGAUUGCUGAAGCUGGAGCGCAUCAAGGACUACCUCCUCAUGGAGGAGGAGUUUGUGCAAAACCAGGAGCAACUCAAGCCGCAGGAGGAGCGCAACGAGGAGGACCGCUCCAAGGUGGACGACCUGCGCGGGACGCCCCUGAGUGUGGGCACCCUGGAGGAGAUUAUUGAUGAGAACCACGCAAUUGUGUCCUCGUCGGUGGGCCCCGAGUACUACGUGUGCAUCCUGUCCUUUGUGGACAAGACGCAGCUGGAGCCGGGCUGCAGCGUGCUGCUGCACUACAAGAGCAUGUCGGUGGUGGGCAUCCUGAGCGAUGAGACCGACCCCAUGGUGUCGGUCAUGAAGGUGGAGAAGGCGCCGCUGGAGAGCUAUGCCGACGUGGGCGGGCUGGAGCCCCAGAUCCAGGAGAUCAAGGAGGCGGUGGAGCUGCCGCUCACACAUCCCGAGCUGUACGAGGACAUCGGGAUAAAGCCGCCCAAGGGCGUCAUCCUGUACGGCGAGCCCGGCACCGGCAAGACGCUGCUGGCCAAGGCGGUGGCCAACUCCACCUCCGCCACCUUCCUGCGCGUGGUGGGCAGCGAGCUGAUCCAGAAGUACCUGGGCGACGGGCCCAAGCUGGUGCGCGAGCUGUUCCGGGUGGCAGACGAGCUCGCGCCCUCCAUCGUGUUCAUCGACGAGAUCGACGCCAUCGGCACCAAGCGCUACGACGCGCACAGCGGCGGCGAGCGCGAGAUCCAGCGCACCAUGCUUGAGCUGCUCAACCAACUGGACGGCUUUGACUCAAUGAGCGACGUCAAGGUGAUCAUGGCCACCAACCGCAUUGAGUCGCUGGACCCGGCGCUCAUCCGCCCCGGCCGCAUCGACCGCAAGAUCGAGUUCCCGCUGCCCGACGCCAAGACCAAGCGCCGCAUCUUUGGCAUCCACACCGGCCGCAUGACGCUGAGCGAGGAUGUCAACCUGGAGGAGUUUGUCAUGGCCAAGGACGAGCUGAGCGGCGCCGACAUCAAGGCCGUGUGUACCGAGGCGGGUCUGCUGGCGCUGCGCGAGCGCCGCAUGCGCGUGACGCAGGCCGACUUCCGCAAGGCCAAGGAGAAGGUGCUCUACAAGAAGAAGGAGGGCGUGCCGGAGGGGUUGUACAUGUAAUGGGGGGAUGCAAGACGACGACAGACAAAGCAACACAUCCAUCAUGUGGUUGUGGGGUUUGCGUAUGGCGUUGUGCUUGCGGUCCGUGCAAGCAAGCGAGUGCUUGUACCACGGUAUUGAUGCAGUGUGGAAGAGGGAUGGCAAGUUCCUGCGGCGCAGCUCGGGCCGAGAGCACCCCGCUCGCAAGUUGUGUGCAGGCCGCUGCUGUGGGUUCUCUGCUGGCUGGCCCGCGUGUGCGGCUUGCCCGCGUGUGCGGCUGCGGGCAGCGCUUGAUGUGGAAGCGCCAUGACAAGUGUAUGGCGCGCGGCAAGGCCAGUGUGUUCUGACGCGUGGUUUGUAAGAAAGUGGGCGCGUGUGGGAAGUGGGGCGACGCGCGUGCAGGGGUUCCUGAACCCCUGCGCGCGCGUGUGGAUGAGAUGUGGUAAGAUGCGCUCACAUUGAAGCUGUCCUCGUGUUGGUUGGCGGCAUGCGCAAGCACGGCAGGGCGCUCUGGCUCCCACACUUUCCUUCAAUCUCUGUGUCUG
This is a messenger RNA of Chlamydomonas reinhardtii, 2053 nucleotides long. RefSeq lists its product as uncharacterized. Lineage: Eukaryota; Viridiplantae; Chlorophyta; Chlorophyceae; Chlamydomonadales; Chlamydomonadaceae. Gene Ontology annotation, biological process: proteasome-mediated ubiquitin-dependent protein catabolic process. Bases 198 to 1529 code for a protein of 443 amino acids. The transcript is spliced from 11 exons. Gene Ontology annotation, molecular function: ATP binding; proteasome-activating activity; ATP hydrolysis activity. The record is from RefSeq and is a predicted model, not a curated record. Gene Ontology annotation, cellular component: proteasome regulatory particle, base subcomplex.